UACCAAAACCUAAAACCCAAAACCCACAUCACAACAUAAGCAGCAAAAAAAACAUAAGCAGCAAAAAACUCCGUUGACUGUCACAAAACCAAGGUUGUUCCAAUGGCAACCUUCGACUCCUUCAGAGACAUGUACGACAUUGCACUCAAACCUCGUCUCCUCAACACUCUCAUCAGAGACAAUCUCCCUACAGUGGACCACCCCUUUUCCAACCCUUCCCAACUCUCCAACGUUGUCUCUUUGAUCAAAACACACUCUCUCUUAUCCGAGGAUGUCACAGAAUCUAUGGACCCUAAACAAAUUAAAGCUUGGAAAUCAUCUGUUGCUUCGUGGGUCGACCGUGUUUUGCUUCUUAUUUCUAGUCGUGAGCCUGAUAAACGUUGGGCAGGAAUAUCCUUGCUAGGGGUUACUUGUGAAGAGUGCAGUUCUGAUCGUUUCCAAGAAUCUUACACCGUGUGGUUCCAGAAGUUGCUGACUUCUCUACAGUCACCGGAAGAUUCUCAUUUUGUGAGGGUGGCUACUUGUGCUUCCAUAUCUGAUCUACUUGCAAGGUUAAGUGGAUUUCCAAAAUUCAAGAAAGAUGGGUCUGCCUCUGCUGUGAAAGUUGUUCAGCCUGUUCUAAAGAUGUUACAUGAUGACAAUUCAGAGGCAGUAUGGGAAGCUGCAGUUCAUGUGAUAUAUACCUUGAUAACUUCAUUCCCAUUUUCUAUUCAGCGUCAUUAUGAUAGUGUUGAAUCUGCCAUUGCUGCUAAACUUGUGUCUGGAGGAUGCAGUCAUGAUAUGAUGAAGAAACUUGUACAUUGCCUUGCAUUACUUCCAAAAUCAAAAGGAGAUGAAGAAAGCUGGUCUGUGAUGAUGCAGAAAAUUUUGAUUUCAAUAAACGAACAUUUAACUUUGACAUUUGAAGGUGUAGAAGAAGAAUUCAUUCUAAAGGAGUUCAAUGGAUUGUUGAUUCUUCCUGGGAAACAACCUCCACCACCUUUAGGAGGCAAUGUAUCAAAUGAAGAAGCUAGUAGCAACACAACAAAGAGGUCCAAACAAUCGCGAAUAUAUAAUGUCCCUAUACUUAUGUCUGGUUGUUGUAUGCUGCUCACAAAUACAUAUCCAGUUAAGGUUAAUGUACCUGUUCGCCUAUUAUUGGUCCUUGUUGAGAGAAUUCUGACGGUAAAUGGCGCUUUGCCAGCAAUGUCAUUGCCAUUCAUGACCGCCAGACAGCAAGAGAGAAUUUGUUCCGAACUUCCAGCUUUGCAUAUGUGUAGCCUGGAAUUGCUUACAGCUAUUAUAAAGGCAACAGGAAGUCAACUAUUACCCCAUGCUGCCUCUAUUGUACGUUUCAUUACAAAGUACUUCAAGGCGUGUGCGCUGCCAGAUUUAAGGAUUAAAGUCUAUUCAAUUGCAAAGACUCUGCUCAUAUCCAUGGGUGUUGGAAUGGCUUUAUGCCUGUCGAAGGAAGUUGUCAAUAAUGCUAUUGCUGAUUUGAGUACCGUAGAGAAGAAGAAUGGAGGCAUGUUGAAUGGUUCUAAUACAGAAGUCUCCACGAUAGCGCCACUACCAGCAAGUAAUAGAAAAAGAAAGCACAGCAGUACAAAUGGUUCUGUUCAGGAAUAUGACGCUGGUGGUGGUUUGGGAGUAGAAGUUCCAAAUAAAUGUCCCGUGACUCCAAUUUCUCUGAGGGUAGCUGCACUUGAGGCAUUAGAGGCUCUUAUUACUGUGGCUGGUGCUUUAAAAUCAGAACAGUGGAGAUCCAAAGUUGAUAGUCUUUUGAUAGUCAUAGCAAUGGAUUCUUUCAAAGAAGGUUCAUCUCGUGAAGAAAUAAAUGUGUUUCAGAAAAAGGAUCAUGCUGCAACUGCCACAGAUUUGCAAUUUGCUGCAUUGCGUGCUCUUUUGGCCUCUUUUCUAUCUGUGUCCCGGCCCCCAUAUUUAUCACAGGGCCUUGAACUUUUCCAAAGAGGAAAGCAACAAACUGGAACAAAGCUCGCCGAGUUCUGUGCUCAUGCCAUGUUAACCUUGGAAGUGCUUAUACAUCCUAGGGCACUUCCGCUGGUUGAUUAUGUCCCUCCAAACAACGAUAAUUUUGGUGAAGCUCAGUUCAGUUUCGGACAUGAAUAUGCUAGCCGGAAUCAUACUACAUUUGGUUUGCCUCAAACAGAACCUCCUGAAUCUGUUAAUAAUCUGUUUGCUGACUAUUUGGCAAAUGGUGAUGAUGAGAUGGGUGGGUUAUGGACUGAAAAUACAAAAAAAACUAAAGUGUCUUCUGAAAUGGCGACAUCCCUGCCUUCUAGCGCCAACAUCCAAGAGAGGAGUGAGAUGGUACCUGAGAUAGCGACACGUGCAGAUGUUGAGAUGAGAACCGUCGAGAAUGAAACCACAAUGAAGUCAGAUCAUCCUGGAGAAUCUGUCGUGCAAUUUCAAGAACCUGUCCAUUGCACGACAAGUAUUCCGGCUGCCAUUGACAUUCACAGCGAUGCGGCUACUGACAAAGAGCCGGAGAGGAUUGUUUCAGAAAGUGCAAUAGCUCAUAAUGAAGCCAAUCAUGUGGAAUCAGCUUCACAGAGCAAAAGUUCAGCACAGUCAUCAGAUACUAACAUGCUUCAGCAAGUUGAAUUCAAGCUAGAUUAUGGCAAUUCAGUGGAUGAUGAUGAUGACGAUCCUUUUCCUGACAUUGUGGAUGGAGACCCUAAUUCUGAUUCUGAAUAAGGGGAACAUUUGCAAUUUCUUCCAUUUAAAGAAGCACAAUUCAGGGUGGUAACAAAAUGUAUUCUUUCUCCUUUUAUAUGUUUUCCUUAGUAAUGUUCUGUGCAACUUUUUUGCCUGACCAAAAAUAUAUUUAGUUUCUUUUCUUGUUUUUGAUACAUUCCAUAAUGUUUCAUUCAUCAGCAUUGUUCAAAUUUAUGUAAAACUAGACAAGAGGAAAUUACACAUCAUUAAACUUAACUGUUAAGA
Messenger RNA from Medicago truncatula (barrel medic), 2943 nucleotides. RefSeq names its product proline-, glutamic acid- and leucine-rich protein 1. Gene Ontology annotation, biological process: rRNA processing. NCBI's taxonomy places the organism in Eukaryota, Viridiplantae, Streptophyta, Magnoliopsida, Fabales, Fabaceae. The record is from RefSeq and is a predicted model, not a curated record. Gene Ontology annotation, cellular component: nucleus. The coding region runs from base 103 to 2697 and encodes 864 amino acids. The transcript has 13 exons.